Messenger RNA from Punica granatum (pomegranate), 2301 nucleotides. Lineage: Eukaryota; Viridiplantae; Streptophyta; Magnoliopsida; Myrtales; Lythraceae. The record is from RefSeq and is a predicted model, not a curated record.
AUGGACCCUGUGUCUAUCAUUACAAUAGAGGUGGCAAGAAACCACUAUAUAUCUCUGAGUGCAGAUAUGAACUAUUACGCUACUAGAGUGGGUCCGAUUGGCUCCAACGGAGUGAUAGUUUUGCAAGUGGAUCAGAUUGCCAGCAAAGGCGUGCCUGGUAUGCAGGUCAGUCAGGUGAUAUUGUUGGGCUUCCAAACUUUUUCUAGAAGUGGGUUGUUGGCUUCUUCCUUGGCUGAGCCUUACCCUGUUAAAACUGAGGAAGAGGAAGGGACGAGAAAUGAUGGCGCUGAGUCAUCAGAGGAGGCUGCUGCCCACUGGUCAAACCUCUCAUCCUUCCAUCUCAGCUUCAAUUUCCUAGACACGGGUUCCGGUUUCCAGUCGAGAAUGUUACACUUGUCUCUCUAUGUCAAUGCUAUCAUCUCCGUUUUGUUCUUUGGCCUUUCCAAUUGCUUGAUGAGAGGGAAUGAGACAGACAGGCUUGCCCUGCUUGAGUUCAAAUACCUGAUACGGGAGGACCCUUCUGGGGUGUUCGAUUCCUGGAACAGCACAAUUCACUUUUGCAAGUGGCACAGGAUCACUUGCAGCCCAAGGCACCAGAGAGUCACUAUCCACGACCUCCAGUCCCUCAAGCUCCUGGGUUCUAUUUCAUCUCAUAUAGGGAACUUGAGCUUCCUCAGGGAGCUUAAUCUUCUAGCUAAUGAGUUCGAUGGCAAGAUCCCACCUGAGAUUGGGUCGUUGAAGAGACUAGAGAAAUUGAGACUGUACAACAACUCACUUAGUGGUGCUAUACCCCCAAAUUUAUCCUACUGUUCUGAACUUACCCUGAUCAGUCUCGCUAAAAACCAGCGUGUGGGAGAGAUCCCAGUUGAGUUAGCGUUGUUAACAAAGCUUCAACUUCUUGUGGUACAGUGGAAUUAUCUCCCUGCACAAAUUCCCUAUUCAGUUAACCAAUUCUCCGGGCCAGUGCCUUCAUUGGCAAAAUUGCAAGCUUCAGAGGUUUCUUAUUUGGAGCAACUGCCUAGGGACAGGAAGCAGUCGAUAACAGGAGAGAUCCCUUCAGGAAUUGGAAAUUUUGUCAAUAUGGUAUUUCUGUCCAUGCAAAUCAAUAGGAUUUCUGGCGGAAUUCCCUCGAGCAUUGGAGGGCUCCGGGGGCUCGUAAGGUUGUACCUUGAUUGCAAUCAAUUCACUGGGAAUCUCCCAUCCUCCAUUGGAAACUUGACUCUACUGAAGGAUUUGAGUCUAUGCAGCAACUUCUUCCAGGGGGGAAUCCCUCCAAGUCUAGGGAUGCUAAAAUUUGUAUCUUUUAGAGAUCUUGGGAAUAACUUUCAAGGGUCCAUCCUGCCGUCUUUAAGUUCACUGAAGGUUCUUCAUGAGUUGGAUCUUUCACGGAACAAUUUGUCCGGUGAGAUCCCAAGUUUCCUAGAGAAGCUGAACAUGCUGCAGGUAUUAAAUCUCUCCCACAACCAUUUGGAGAGCCCGGUGCCAGCCAGUGGGAUUUUCAAGAAUGCAAGUGCUAUUUCCAUAUCAGGAAAUGAUGAGCUCUGCAGAGGAUCUGUUGUGCUGCAUCUUCCAAAAUGCAUAGUGAAGGAGCCGAAGAAGCGAAAAUUGAACCGGACCAAAAGAAGAGGUCCCUCUUCAAGCAGCUCCUUUGAUCAGUCUCUUUUAGCUGUGUCUUAUCAUAGCCUUGUAAAAGCCACAUAUGGCUUCUCUGGAGCUAGUUUGCUCAGCGUUGAAGCUUUUGGUUCUGUGUACAAAGGAAUGAUUGCUGAGGGUGAGAACAGAAUAAUUAUUGCCGUCAAGAGACUGAGAAUAGCAACUGAUGUUGCUUCUGCUCUGGAUUAUCUUCCCCACCACUGUGAAACACCCAUUGUUCACUGUGACCUAAAGCCGAACAACAUCUUUCUAGACUCGGAAAUGGUCGCUCAUGUUGGUGAUUUUGGGUUAGCUCGAUUCAUUCAGGAAGCCGCAGAUGAACUCCACGCUAACCAAUCAAGUACCAUUUGCAUUAGGGGUUUGACGGGUUAUGUUGCUCCAGAAUAUGGUAUGGGAAGCGAAGUGUCAACUCUCGGUGAUGUCUACAGUUACGGCAUUCUCCUGUUAGAGCUGUUCACCGGGAAGAGACCGACCGACAAAUUGUUCAAUGAAGGCCUGAACAAUCGCAACUUCACCGAGAGGGCUUUGUCUGGCCAACUUGAAGAGAUCAUAGACACGGCUGUUUUUCAAGAAGGGCAACAAACAGAUCAGGCAUCGAGGUACAACAGUACCCGAGCUUGGACUAGCAACAGGGUCCAGAAUGCCUGA